AUGACGACGGCGCGGCAGUGGUGGAGGCGCGCGGCCGCGGCGGCCAAGGACAAGAAGAGCCUGUGCCUGACGCGCGCCGCGGGGGCGCUGCGCUCGCCGGCCAGGGUCAGGGGCGGCGCGGCGGAGCUGGACGCGGCGGUCAUCCGCGCCACCAGCCACGACGACCGCUUCGUGGACCGCGGCGCCGCGGCGCGGGUGCUGGACCUUGCGCGCGCCUCCUCGCCGUCGCCGCUCGUGUGGGCGCUGGCGCACCGCGCGGGCCGGACGCGCUGCUGGGCCGUGGCGCUCAAGGCGCUCAUGCUCGCGCACCGCCUGCUCCUCCUCGCGCAGCCCCGCGCCAGAGGCCGCGUGCCGUUCGACCUCGCCGACUUCCGGGACCGCUCCUCGGCCGGCUUCUCCGCCCUCGUGCGCGCCUACUUCCGCUUCCUCGACGCCCGCUCCCUCUUCGCCGCCGAGGAAGACGACGGCGCCGGCGCCAACGGCGACGAGGACGAGGACGACGAGGAGACGCGCCUGCUGGACCGCCUGUCCAGGCGGCAGCACCUGCUCGACCUGCUCAUGCAGAUUCGGCCCUACGGGGACGGCAUGGAGCGGCAGAGCCUCGUCCUCGACGCCAUGGAAUGCGCGGUCGUCGAGAUCUUCGACGUGUACGGCCAAGUACGCGCCGGCAUCGCUGAGUACCUCGUCGCCGUCGGGGGCUCGACGCCGACCACGCCGACGCCGAGGCCUCGGCCGGGAGAGACCGUGGCGACGGCGAGGCGGCGCAGGGCCAUGCAGGGAGUGCGGGUGCUGCGGAAGGAGACGGAGCAGAGCGCACUGGUAUCGUCCUACUUCGAGCUCUGCCGGACCCUCGGCGUGCUCAGCGCCGCCGAGUUCCCGGCCGUGGAGCGCGUCCCGGACCACGACAUCAGGGACCUCGAGAAGCUCAUUAUGGCCCACGUCGAAGACGGCGGCUGCAUGGUGGAGCAGGACAACGAACCGAAGGCGUUGGUGGGCCCCAUGGAGGACGCCGGCGUGGCGUCGACGACGGUGGCCAUGAAAGAGUGGAUGGUGUUCGACGACGAUGCGGGUACCGGACUUAGGCAAGGGCAAUUUGGUGAUUACGUCAACCCGUUCCUAACCAACUUGACGGAGUUUGGCGAGACGUGA
Molecule: messenger RNA, 1149 nt
Organism: Triticum turgidum subsp. durum (durum wheat)
Lineage: Eukaryota; Viridiplantae; Streptophyta; Magnoliopsida; Poales; Poaceae
Source: the annotation of a GenBank genome assembly